AUGUGUCUACCUUGUUUCCAAUGGGCUUGGGCUCGGUACGAGGAUCCAUUGGACGCGGUCGCUGAGCUCCCCGAACACGCGGCUUGGGUUCCAACUGGCAACAACUGCUGGGCACUGCAACGCACGGUAGGUGAUUGCCUGCUGCUGAAAAGAGAAAACUCUGAUGUUCGAUCCAUUGUCCCGGCCAGAUUUGUGCGCCACUCCUCCUUCCCUCUCACCUAUCCUCCACCUCUUCCUCCACCACUCACUCCUCUUCAACCCAAAAACCACCUCUUCUCUCUCUGCACUUUCUUUUCUCUCUCAUAUCACCCCCAAGAGAUGCCUGAUCCAGGAGCAGGGCACAAAUCUCCCAAGACUCCCCGACGCGUGAAGACACCUAGUGCCGACCCGUCAAGUCGACACGUGCAUUUCCAAACAACAACCGCUGGCGAAACGGCCCAGGCUGCAGCCAAACUCAACAACCUCCAAGCCAACAUCGCCGACAAUAAGGCACCAGCUCCUGCAACAGAAGCCGCUGCCACUCCUACUCAACCGACCAGCUUUCCUGCCUUGGUGCCUCCUUCCAGUCUCGGUCCAGGCCAGUGGUUCACUUCGACCAACGCAAGCCAGAGCGUCAGUUUCCCUCAGCAGCAACAACAAGCGCAGAACGCGACUGUUCAGGUAGCCCUCACUCCCAAUCUCACUCCCAACUUGACUCAACAUGCAGACCGUGCUCACACUCACCUACAGCCAGUAACUUACAUCUAUCCUCCAACUCAGCAGAGCUAUCUAGUGCAGCAAAAGACCACCGCCAUGGCCGCCGACUACCAGAACACCUGCCCUCCUCCCAUGGGACUCAACUUCCAGCCGCCCGUCCCAGACACCAGCAUGGGGCCCAUGAACCAUCUCUAUGUUCCACGCUUUGACGGGGGCGUUGUUCCCGUCGGCAAUGUCGCUGUCCGUUACCCUUCUUCUUCGUUUAUCAAUUGUGCCCCUGUCAACACCACUAUGCUCGCCAAUGUCCCAAUGCCACAACAGUAUCCGAUGAACCGCCCUUAUUAUUAUUAUGUCAGUCGAUCAGUUGACGUGUGUUCGUCACAACCAGUCAAUGGCGUGCCCGUUCAACAGCCUACCUAUGUCGUCCAGCCCCAGGCUGGCUAUGUUCAGCAGCCGGUCAUGCUUAAUGGCCAGCCUAUGAUGACUGCGGGACCUCAGGUUCAGCAGGCUUUCAUCCCAGCGGGCCAGGCCGUCAUUGGAGGCCAGCCUCCGAUCAUUGCAGGUAACCCUGUCCCUGCCCCUGAAUUUCCUGGGCUGGGUCGGACUCAAGGAGAGGAGAUCUUGCGGCAAAACCAGUUUGCGCAUCAAAACAGGCUCUUUGAGCCGCAGGACUUCAAGCCUGCUGAUGAUGACCCAUCCCGUUUUUACUAUGUCCGGGAGCUUGAUGGUAACUGGACCCAGCGCAACCGGUUUUCUAUCGAUCAUAUGGGUGACUGCCGCUGGUAUGUCACAGACGAAGGGUGGUUCUACGCUGUGCGCCUCCCCAACUAG
Clonostachys rhizophaga is the source of this 1527-nucleotide messenger RNA. The record is from the annotation of a GenBank genome assembly. Lineage: Eukaryota; Fungi; Ascomycota; Sordariomycetes; Hypocreales; Bionectriaceae.